Molecule: messenger RNA, 1533 nt
Organism: Aspergillus alliaceus
Lineage: Eukaryota; Fungi; Ascomycota; Eurotiomycetes; Eurotiales; Aspergillaceae
Product: mitochondrial 37S ribosomal protein uS7m
Exons: 3
Coding region: 70-1170 (366 amino acids)
Biological process (GO): ribosomal small subunit assembly; translation
Cellular component (GO): ribosome
Molecular function (GO): mRNA binding; rRNA binding; structural constituent of ribosome
Source: RefSeq, a predicted model, not a curated record
CGUCAAUUCAAGCAUAAUUUGUCCUCCUUUGACUGACUUCAGCUCAGCAUUGAAAGAUUGCGAUUCGGAAUGCCACCUCGUCUCAACCUUUUCAACGUGAGGACCGCUGCCCCGGUUUUUCGCCAAACCACUGUCAACGUUUCCCGACCCAGUAUCGCGACUACCAUCGGUAUCAACACACCCACCAGUCAUGGCUUAAAGACUAGCUUGUCGUCCUCGACACGAAUGCACAGGAGAUGGAAUUCCUCUAAUUCCGGAGGAGGCGGUCCUGAGAGGCCGAAGGGUCCCACGGAGGACCCGUUACCUCACGUUAGCGAAGAGGCCGCGGAGAUAGCAAAGAUCAUGGACAAGAAAUGCGAUGGAACUCCCGCCAGUCCAGAGCUAGAGCAAGGAACGCCUAUUUCGGAGAUCCUCCAGCGGGACAAAGAAGCCCAGAAGCAUAUGCCCAAGGUCAUGCAAGACCAGAUAAAAUCGACGACUGGUACUCGCUCAUUUUCGACGUCCACCCGUCGCAGCCAGGCAGGAUUACAUGGCCAAGGGAAGAGCUUCGAUGAGCAGACUGCCGCUGUGAUGGCCAACAUGAUCUCUCAGGUCAACCAACAGGCCGAGGAGCUUCAUGAGGGGAUCAAGUUUGAACCCGUUGAAGCCCUUCCCAAAACAGAGAACUUCCGUACAAGAUAUGAUUCACUGCUUGAACAAUUCACCAAGCUUCUUAUGAGGGACGGCAAGUUAAGCAAGGCUCAGAAGGAUAUGGCGUUUAUUCUAGAUCAUCUUCGGACUGCUUCUCCGCCUCAACCCAACCCCAAGCGACCUCUACUUCCUGGACCCCCCGCUCCACAACUUCCCUUGAACCCUGUCCUGUAUCUCACCUCGAUUGUCGACUCCGUUGCCCCUCUAAUCAAGAUCCGCCAGCAGAAAGGUAUCGCCGGUGGUGGUGUCUCGGUGCAGAUUCCUGUUCCGCUUGCCCUGAGACAACGCCGCAGGACCGCGAUUAAAUGGAUCAUUGAUGGAUCUGAUAAACGACGAGACACUAAGUUCGCCCAGCGAGUCGCCAACGAGCUGGUUGCGGUUGCAGAGGGCCGCAGUGGUGUGUGGGACAAGAGAGAACAGCAACACAAACUCGGCAUUGCAGGCCGGUCAAAUCUUGCGAUGGUUGGUGGUCGUCGGUAGUAGAUUUGCAUGCACCUUAGGCUGCUGUUAAAAAUGGGCAAUUGUGGUGAUGCAUCCGUUGAGAUUUAUCUUACUUCUUACGGGAAAUAGAUGGAUCUUUUCCUGUUCUGUAUUUUAUUUUGGGCCCCUUUGAGCACCUCAUGCAUUUGUAUAGGUAGUUUUCAUUAUUUUACCAUAGUUAAGUGAUUCUUACGCUGUGUCUUUUGUCUUUAUUAUUAUGGUGUCGGAUGUAUAUAUAUAUCUUUUCGAGCGGUCUCGGCUCUCCGAGUGUAAAAACUCAAUGCAAGGGAAUUUGUAGGCUACUCCUUCUACCACUUUGUCAAGUGACUCUUCGUGAAUGUGUGAAACUUAGGUAAGGUGUUC